AUGCGCUGCGUGCCGGGCUCCGUCAACAUCCAUGUAGCCACGCAACCAAGCACGCCUCCCAAAGGACCCAUUGAUCCCGACAAGGUUGCAUCCACUAUUGUCGAGCUAAUCAAUUCGGCCCUGGAGAAGCAAGACUUGCCGAGGCUCGCUGGUCUGUUUGUCGACAACGGAUACUGGCGAGAUCAUCUGGCCCUGUCGUGGGCAUUCCGGACGCCCUGCUCCCCCCCGGCGAUCCAGCAAUUCCUGCAGGACUCGGCUAAAUCGAGAGAUGGGUUCCGACUGAAGAGCGUUGCCAUCAACUCGACCUCAAAGGACAGGGCGCCUCAGAUCACCAAGCUCGACAAUGAGGGCAAGGUCGAUGGCGUGCGCUUCUUCACCACCUUGGAGACGGCCAUUGGUCGGGGCAGUGGCCUAAUUAGGGCAACGGAAGACAAUGGCCAGUGGAAGAUAUACACAAUGUACACUCGCCUCGACGAGAUCAAGGGCCACGAGGAGGCCCUGAACCAGAGACGACCUCGCGGUGUCGAUCACGGCGGACAUCCAGGACGCAAGAACUGGGCAGAGAGACGACAGGAGGAGUCCAACUUCUCCGAGAAGGACCCAACUGUCCUCAUUGUCGGCGCCGGACAAGCUGGUCUCACCGCUUCAGCGCGUCUCAAGAUGCUUGGGAUCCCUGCCCUCAUGAUCGAUUCCAACGCCCGCAUAGGCGACAACUGGCGCAAGCGCUACCACCAGCUCGUCCUCCACGACCCGGUCUGGUACGACCACCUGCCCUACAUGCCGUUCCCCGCGCAGUGGCCCGUCUUCACGCCCAAGGACAAGCUCGCCGACUUCUUCGAGGCGUACGCGAAGCUCCUCGAGCUCGACGCCUGGACAAGCACUGAACUCGUCAAGACCGAGUGGGACGCCGGGACCAAGACCUGGAGUGUCGCCGUCAAGAGGGCAAAGGCCGACGGCACGAGCGAGACGAGGACGCUGCACCCCAAGCACCUGAUCCAAGCCACGGGCCACUCCGGCAAGAAGAACGUGCCCGACCUCCCGGGUGCGGCGGAUUUCCAGGGUCACCGCCUCUGCCACUCGUCCGAGUUCCCUGGCGCCCGCCAGAACGGCCAGGGCAAAAAGGCUGUCGUCGUCGGCUCGUGCAACUCGGCCCACGACAUUGCGCAGGAUUUCCUCGAAAAGGGCUACGACGUGACCAUUGUGCAGCGCUCCAGCACGCACGUCGUGUCGAGCAAGGGCAUCACUGACAUUUCAAACAAGGACCUAUACUGCGAGGGAGGCCCGCCCGUCGACGACGCAGAUCUGCUCGUCCAUGGCUUGCCGACCUCUGUGCUCAAGGCAGGCGAGCGCGCCACGCGUCGCAAGCACGAGGCGCUCGACAGCGAGAUGCUAGCGGGUCUGGCCAAAGCUGGCUUCAAGGUCGACAAGGGGCCCGACGACGCGGGUCUCAUGUUCAAGUACUUUCAGCGCGGCGGCGGCUACUACAUUGACGUGGGCGCGAGCGCGCUCAUCGCGUCGGGCGACAUCAAGGUGAAGCAGGGCCAGGAAAUCGAGCGCGUGCUGCCCAACGGACUGCGGUUCGCCGACGGGUCCACGCUCGAGGCGGACGAGAUUGUGCUGGCGACGGGGUACCAGAACAUGCGGACGCAGACGCGCCUCAUGUUUGGCGACCACGUGGCCGACAGGGUGGACGAGGUCUGGGGCCUGAACGAGGAGGGCGAGUUCAGGACCAUCUGGCAGCCCAGCGGCCACCCGGGCUUCUGGUUCCAUGGCGGCAAUCUUGCGCUCUGUCGCUACUAUUCCAAGCUGCUCGCGCUGCAGAUCAUGGGGCUGGAGGCAGGUCUGUACAAGGAGGGCGAGAUUUAG
Emericellopsis atlantica is the source of this 1866-nucleotide messenger RNA. RefSeq lists its product as uncharacterized. NCBI's taxonomy places the organism in Eukaryota, Fungi, Ascomycota, Sordariomycetes, Hypocreales, Bionectriaceae. The record is from RefSeq and is a predicted model, not a curated record. Gene Ontology annotation, molecular function: flavin adenine dinucleotide binding; monooxygenase activity. The transcript has 2 exons. The coding region runs from base 1 to 1866 and encodes 621 amino acids.